UUAACAUCAUGCUCUGUGUGUUUGACAGUUCCACCAUGGGGCUGUAUGUGACAGCAGACUUUGGUUAUUAAAGGAUUCUCACUGUGAUGAUCAUGUUGGAAAGUUUCUUUGUGUUUUCAGUUCAGUCUCUUCGUCUUUCCUCCAUGGAGUCCACACUGACAGACAGCAACAGUACUUCUACAGAGUUGUUGAGCAGACUGAGAGUCGGGGAGGAACAACUCGAAGAUCUGAGGACAAAAAACAGAGAGCUGGAGCUGAGACUGAGUGUCAGUGAGAAACAUCUGGAAGAUCUGAAGACAGAACACACAGUUCACUCUGUCCAGCUUUCCUUGCUGGAGUCCAGACUGACAGACAACAACAACUCAGCAGCUCUGGAGCUCAGACUGAGAGUCAGUGAGACCCAGCUGGACGACCUGAGGACAGCACACACAGUCCAGGAAGCCGAGCUGUCAGCUGUGACUUUCAGACUGAACGUCACUGAGGAGCAGGUGGAUGAGCUGAGGACUCAAAAUACAGUGGGAGCAGCCGAGCUGCGUUUUGUUUCUGACAGAGCGACUGCAGCUCAGAGAGAGGCUGAAGUGCUGCAGGUCCAGCUGACAGCUGGCGAGGCCGCUGUGAACCAGCUGAAGGCAAAGAGUGAAGAGCUGGAGCUCAGACUGAGAGUGAGUGAGAAACAGCUGGAAGAUCUGAGGACAGAGAGCACAGACCAGCUGAAGGUGGCGUUUUCAGCCGGUCUUACUGAUUCAGGAUCAGUUGGACCAUUUGAUGAAGAGACGACUCUGAUCUUCUCUAAAACCAUCUGCAACAUCGGACAAGCCUACAACCAGACUGCAGGUGUGUUCACAGCUCCGGUCAGAGGCGUUUACUUCUUCAGCUUCACGGCUGCAGAUUACCUGAAGGGCUACAUGGGUCUCUACCUGUACAGGAACAACCAGCCAAUCAUCUUCAACCUGAACCUGAACGAUCAUGGCGGCUAUGCUUCCAUGUCUAACGCCGUGGCUCUGCAGCUGGAGGAGGGCGACCAAGUCCGCCUCAGUCUGCCGGCCAGCUACCGACUUUAUGACGACUCCCGAAACUUCAGCGUCUUCUCUGGAUUCCUGCUGUUCCCGCUCUGACAGACCCAGGAUCAGGGUCCGAGUGAGACAUCAUCCAAACAAUAAGCUCCCAGAACCAACAGAGGAAAAUAAAACGUGUUUGCAUCUAAUAAAGCUUCUUCACAUCUCAGGAACACCUGGAGGGAACAGAUGAUUAGAUUUCAGAGGUCAAAGGUCAUUGUGACCUUUUUGGCCAUAAUUCAAGAGUAUUACACUAAAGAUUUUACUCACAAUUCCCAGUUGGGCAAAUUUUGCCCAGUCUGCCCAGUCUGCGGUAGCUGACCUGACCUCAGUCGCAGUCAAUCAAACAUGCUUGAAUUCUUUGAGUUCGGCAGCGUGAACUGAUCACACACUCAGCUGGUCUGUGUGUUUAAACUGUCCAGGGUUUGAUUCGUUCAGUUGGUUUGACACAUCAUGUCUGUGAGAUCUGCUGAAGCCCGUCUGUUAGCGUGUUAGCAUGUCCUGUGAAGACUGAAAGUUGUGCAGUGUGUCCCCAGAUUAAAGCUGUUUCCAGAACAGCUCGGCUGCUGUUUACACUCCCGUCAGAUCAGCUGACCAACACAAGCAUCACAAGUCAGAACU
Messenger RNA from Toxotes jaculatrix (banded archerfish), 1676 nucleotides. RefSeq lists its product as uncharacterized. The transcript has 11 exons. Lineage: Eukaryota; Metazoa; Chordata; Actinopteri; Toxotidae. Gene Ontology annotation, molecular function: protein binding. The record is from RefSeq and is a predicted model, not a curated record. Bases 87 to 1115 code for a protein of 342 amino acids.